Orbilia oligospora ATCC 24927 is the source of this 1416-nucleotide messenger RNA. RefSeq lists its product as uncharacterized. Gene Ontology annotation, cellular component: Smc5-Smc6 complex; nucleus. The record is from RefSeq and is a predicted model, not a curated record. The coding region runs from base 1 to 1416 and encodes 471 amino acids. The transcript has a single exon. Gene Ontology annotation, molecular function: ubiquitin-protein transferase activity. Gene Ontology annotation, biological process: DNA damage tolerance; double-strand break repair via homologous recombination. Lineage: Eukaryota; Fungi; Ascomycota; Orbiliomycetes; Orbiliales; Orbiliaceae.
AUGUCGGUCUACUCAAAUAUCCACAGGGCCUUCCUCCAAGCCCUUCUAAUCCGUCCUUUCAUCGACGUCCAAGAGGGCCGUGAACUACUCGCAGCUAUCAAAUCCGCUGAAGCAGGCUCCGAUGUCUCCAUCGAAUCUGUACCUCCUAAGGAAUUCCGUGCUAUCGUUCAUACGAUCCAGAAUACGAUCUCCUCGUUUGAUCUCGAUAUCCGUGAAAUGCCUGACCAAGAAGAUGGGAAUCACUGUUACGCCCUUGUCAAUGAUUCCAACGAUGAUAUAAUCCGAUUUGCUACCACACACACCCUAGACGAAAUCUCAUAUUUCAAACGAUUACUAGACGAGAUGUUCGACACAAGUAACACCAUAUACGCCGAGAUCAUGGCCGUCAAAAGUAUGCGUGCCAUCAGUCUCAACAAAAAUCCUCCUUCCGAGCGUGAAAACCAAGAGGUCAUUGUUGAAAAUGCCAACGGCGAGGAAGAACGACAGACCAUUGCUGGUGCUGGUAUUGGCCUCACAAAACAAGAAGCAGAGGACUGUCUCACCAGAUUCGUCGACGAAGGCUGGCUUGAGCGUGAUAGAGCGGGGUACCAUUUUCUCUCAACCAGAGCCCUCUUGGAGCUUGAGCGCUAUCUAUCGGACACCUAUAAUAUCGAGGAAGAAGAGGAACAGGAAGAUGGAACAAUAAGGAGGGGUCCAAAGAAACUGCGGAUUAAACAUUGUGGGCACUGCAGGUACAUCCACACAAUCGGCCAGCGGUGCUCGGAUAUGCAUUGUGGGUAUCGGCUACAUAAUCACUGCGCUGAAGCUAUGUUUAGUAGGCUACCUGCCAGGGAAUGUGGGACUUGUAAGAAGGAAUGGACAGGGGAGCCUGUAGGACCGAGAGCAGGAGUAAGUGCCAGCAGCGGCGCAUCAGGUCUACGAAGGGCUAAGGGCCGCGAUUCAGAGGGAGUCAUGCCUCAAAGAUUGAGCAAAGCAGUCAAGCGAAGUAUUGAAAAGAGCAAGGGCCGCAGAAGCACCAUGUUUGGUGAUGGCGAUGACGAUUGCGAGGUCGAUGAAGAUACGGACGCAACCACCCCCCUUCCGAGGAGGCCACGGAAUUCUUUAGGACGAAGAAACAGAACAUCAUUGGGGGAGGUUGAAGAAGAGGGGGAAGAUAAUGAAGGUCAGCCUCCGCGGAAGCUUAGCCGUAUAUUAAAUGGUACCAGUAGUAGACGAACCUCCGCCUUACAUCGGCGGUCUAAUUCACCCGGAGAAGACGAACUAGCGGAAAGCUCUCAUUCCGCUGCUGCUCAUAUCAAAAGGGAAAGCUUAUCACAUCGACGGGAAGAUCGGAGCGAAGAAGACGAUGAUGAAGACGAGGAAGAGGAAUUGCCAAGGAGGUUACAGAAAGCAAGCCUUCAAUCGAAACGUCGAUAG